AUGCUUCCAAGAAACCCAAUAGCGAGGGACACAGCAGAGCUUCCAUCUUCAUCAAGCCCUAGCAGCUCCGCCAAAACCAGACCCUCUUCUCGCAAACACAAACCCUCCAAAGAAAACGAUCCUCCUUCAGAUCACAACAUCAUCGUCCCUUACUCCCCCUCCCAUGUCAAAUCCAAGAGUCCGUUACCACCAACACCUCCUUCUUCCAAACCUCUCAAACGCAAACUUGCUCUCGACACCAUCGCCGCCGAAAAUUCACUCCCGGCAACUACCGAUUCCGACGUUAAGGUUAUUGUGAGGAUGAGGCCGUUGCGGAAGGAUAAGGAUCUUGUGAGGAUGAGGCCGUUGCGGAAGGAUAAGGAUAAGGAUCUUGGCUGGAGAUCAUCUAUACAGAAUGGAUUACAUGGAUCUUGUGCAGUGUUUUCUGAUCGUCUUGAAACAUAUAAGCAGAGUCACAUUGACAAAAAUGCGGAUAUUACAGUAUCAUGCGCUGCUGUUGGUGACAGCCGCGCAUCAGACUUUAGAUUAGUCAAAGUAGAUAUCAGAGGUCGCAUCAUCCAAUUUUCAGAAAAACCUAAGGGAGCUGAUCUUAAAGCAAUGCAAGUAGAUACCUCUCUUUUUGGAUUGUCACCUCAAGAUGCAAUAGCUUCGCCAUUUAUUGCAUCUAUGGGGGUUUACGUAUUCAAGACCGAUGUUUUACUCAAGCUUCUGAAAUGGAGGUAUCCCACAUCCAAUGACUUUGGAUCUGAAAUCAUUCCAGCAUCAGUGAAGGAAUACAAUGUCCAAGCGUUCUUUUUCGGAGACUAUUGGGAAGACAUUGGAACAAUACGAUCAUUUUACGAUGCUAACAUGGCUCUUACCGAAGAGAGCCCAAUGUUCAAAUUUUAUGAUCCCAAGACACCUAUUUUCACAUCUCCAAGAUUCUUACCACCAACGAAGAUUGAUAAAUGCAGGAUUGUGGAUGCAAUAAUCUCACAUGGCUGUUUCCUGAGAGAAUGUAGUGUGCAACACUCCAUUGUGGGUGAACGUUCGCGUUUGGAUUAUGGCGUUGAGCUCAAGGACACUAUAAUGAUGGGAGCAGACUAUUACCAAACCGAAUCUGAAAUUGCUUCUGAGCUAGCAGAGGGAAAGGUUCCGAUUGGGAUUGGAAGGAACAGCAAAACCAGGUAAUCUUACUUGCAGUAACCACAUUUCAAUUGAACUCAUUAUGUUGGGUAUUCAUUUGAUAUUUGUUGUUUCUUGUCUUUGUUGAAGGAAGUGUAUAAUAGACAAGAAUGCUAGGAUUGGGAAAGAUGUCAUCAUCAUGAACAAAGAUGGUGUUCAAGAAGCAGAUAGACCUCGGGAUGGUUUUUACAUCCGAUCAGGAAUCACAAUCGUGAUGGAGAAGGCAACAAUAGAGGAUGGCACUAUCAUAUGACUUAUAGAGUAUUCCAACCAGCU
This is a messenger RNA of Lathyrus oleraceus (garden pea), 1440 nucleotides long. Its product is annotated as glucose-1-phosphate adenylyltransferase large subunit 1. Gene Ontology annotation, biological process: glycogen biosynthetic process. The record is from RefSeq and is a predicted model, not a curated record. The transcript has 10 exons. Lineage: Eukaryota; Viridiplantae; Streptophyta; Magnoliopsida; Fabales; Fabaceae. Bases 1 to 1170 code for a protein of 389 amino acids. Gene Ontology annotation, molecular function: glucose-1-phosphate adenylyltransferase activity.